AUGGACGCCGCCAGCACCGCAGCCGCCGCCGCCGCCUUGGCCACCCCGGCCCCCGCCCCGGCCGCGACCGUGCAGGUGCCGCGCGGGCAGGUGGAUCUGAUCGAUUUUAUCGACUGGACCGGCGUCGAGUGCCUCAACCAGGACUCGUCCCACAGCAUCGUGAACGCGCUCAAGCAGAGUUUGCGGGACGACGAGGGGCUGUACCUCGCCAGCGAUUCGGACGAGCAGCUGCUGAUCUACAUCCCCUUUAUGCAGGUGGUCAAACUGCAUUCCGCACUAUUCAAAGGCCCCGAGGAAGAGGGCCCCAAAACAGUAAAACUCUUCUCCAACAAAGAGCAUAUGGGUUUCAGCCUGACUAUAUUUAUUGAGGACAAUCAAAGUGGAAGUGAUGUCUCGAAAAUUCACAAGAUUGCUCUUUAUGGAACAACUGUGGACACGACGAAUAUGAAGGAUUUGAAGAAGAUAGAAGAGCACUGA
This is a messenger RNA of Miscanthus lutarioriparius, 477 nucleotides long. Lineage: Eukaryota; Viridiplantae; Streptophyta; Magnoliopsida; Poales; Poaceae. The record is from the annotation of a GenBank genome assembly.